Phragmites australis (common reed) is the source of this 1014-nucleotide messenger RNA. RefSeq names its product HMG-Y-related protein A-like. The record is from RefSeq and is a predicted model, not a curated record. Lineage: Eukaryota; Viridiplantae; Streptophyta; Magnoliopsida; Poales; Poaceae. Gene Ontology annotation, molecular function: double-stranded DNA binding; nucleosomal DNA binding. Bases 201 to 755 code for a protein of 184 amino acids. Gene Ontology annotation, biological process: negative regulation of DNA recombination; regulation of DNA-templated transcription; nucleosome assembly. The transcript is spliced from 2 exons. Gene Ontology annotation, cellular component: nucleus; chromatin; nucleosome.
CAGUCACACAGAGACACACACGGCCGAAAAACAGAGGGGAAAAUAGUAAAGAAACGGAGCGAGCCCAUCCAUCUCCCUCGCCAUCACAUUUCUUAUCUACCCUGAUCCAAAUCCUCCUCGCUUCUUAUAUCAUCCUCCGACGAAAACGAUUCCCCACCGCAUCUGGUCUCCCUCCCCCGCCGGACCGCCACGACGUCGCCAUGGCCGCCGAGGAUGCCGCCAAGCCGUCCCCGCUCCCGCCCUACCCCGAGAUGAUCCUGGCGGCGAUCGAGGUAUUGAACGACAAGAACGGGUCGAACAAGUCGGCGAUCUCAAAGUACAUCGAGGGCAAGUACGGCGACCUCCCCCCGGCUCACGCGUCGCUGCUGACCGCGCACCUUGCGCGCAUGAAGGAGUCCGGCGAGCUCAUCUUCCUCAAGAAUAACUACUUCCGCGCCGACGCGCCCGACGCCCCUCCCAAGCGCGGGCGCGGGCGCCCGCCCAAGCCCCGGGACUCGAACGCGCCGGCGCCGGCGCCGAAGCCGGCCUCCCCGCGCCCCCGCGGCCGCCCGCCCAAGACCAAGGACCCCCUCGACGCCGCCGUCGCGCAGGCCACCGCGGGGAUGCCCAAGGCCCGCGGCCGCCCGCCCAAGAAGGCCAAGACCACCCCGGCCCCCGCCGCCCCUGCCGGCGACGGCUCCGCCCCCGUCAAGCGCGGCCGCGGCAGGCCCCCCAAGGUACGCCCCGCCGUGCCGAGCGAGACGGCGGCCGCUUGACCGACUCCGUCCCUCCGUCGCGAGGGUCGUUUCUUCCGGGUCCGUGCUUCAACUGGUGCUGUGUUGUUAAUCGUAGGCUUCGCUUCGGUUCCUUCCUCUAAUUGUCGCUGCUGGUGUUAAUCUAGUCGUUUAAUCAAUUCGUGGAUUAAUUAUGAGGAUUUUAUGUGCUGUGCUGUUGUACCGUCGCUGGUGUGGUGUUGUAAGCUAAGCUGAGCUAGGGAUCGAACUGCAGAGUUAAUCAAUUAAUUAAUUAAGCUAA